Mercenaria mercenaria is the source of this 2093-nucleotide messenger RNA. RefSeq lists its product as uncharacterized. The transcript has 9 exons. The record is from RefSeq and is a predicted model, not a curated record. NCBI's taxonomy places the organism in Eukaryota, Metazoa, Mollusca, Bivalvia, Venerida, Veneridae. Bases 1 to 1671 code for a protein of 556 amino acids.
AUGAGUUCAAACGUGCUUUGUUUACACUGCUCGCGUCUUGUUGCAAAUCAUCAUCAAGCAAUUGAUUGUGAUUCUUGCGGAGGAUGGCAACAUCGUGCUUGUAACACUGGUAUAUCCAGGUACAUGUAUGCCAAGAUGCGCCGUGGCGAAGUGACAAGAGAUUUCAUUUGUGAAAAAUGCGCGCACAAUCAGACACCCAUGGACACAUCUGAUACCAGUGUUGGUGACAUGCUCCUACAAAUACCGCCUAUGGAAGAUUCUACUCAGUCCUUAGAUGGCCUAACAGCCGAUACACACUCUAUGAGAACAGAGCCUGAGACUGAAGAUGACUCGUUUAAUGUGACGGCUCCCUUCACCAGACCACAGGAGUUAGAAGAAAGGAAGAGUGUCCUCCUUGAAAGUACAGGUUUUAGCUACACACAAAAGAGACAGAGGGGUAAUAUUGUGUAUUGGUGGUGUUCACAACGUACCAAGACCAGGAGAUGUCCGGCUACGGUGAUUCAACGUGAUGACAACUUCCGAGGAGGCUUACACAGACACGACCAUCCAGCUGACCUUGGUCUCCGACAUAAGACUCUUCUUACCAAAAAGGUGAAAACAGAUGCCAAGCAGCAACCGUUCGUGUCAGCAAAGGCAGUUGUUGAGGAUGCCUACAAGGAUCUUCGUGCCGAAGAUUUCAACCUUCCAGAUGAGGGUCUUCUUGUUAGACGAGCAAACCGCCAUCGCCAGAAGACAAGACCUCCAGAGCCACGUAGAGAAGACUUCCAGCUGGUAGAGGAAGCCCUUCCAGAUGGAUAUCUUUGCUGUGAUUUGACUGUAGAUGGAGCCAGGCACAUCAUUUUCGCAACCAACACACAACUGGAUGUCCUCCAAAAGGCCAAGCGAUGGUAUGUGGAUGGUACGUUCAAGGUGCUGAGGAGCAGGGACACUUUUGAACAGCUUUACAGUAUCCACGCCUUCCUGAAGAAUGAUGAGGGGGAAACAAAACAAGUUCCAUUGGUAUUCAUCUUCAUGAGUCGUAAGAGGAAGAAGGAUUAUAAGAAGGUGUUUAAGAAAGUGAAAGCUCUGACUACACCAAACAAAGUUGAGGGCUUUGUGCUGGAUUUUGAGGCAGCAGCGUGGUCGGCUAUCAGACGUGUAUUUCCAGAUGUGAAGAUCUCAGGGUGUGCUUUCCACUGGUCACGGGCAGUCUGGAGAAAGUUCAGUUUUGCAUUUCAGAAUCUAGGUUUGACUGGAGCCUACAUGCAAGAUGAGGGUACUCACUGGUUCAUUAGGAAGAUACUCGCCCUACCACUUAUACCAGCUGAACAUGCUGCACCAGCCUUCGAGCACAUUCAACGAAAGGGAACACCACCUCUACAGCCUCUUCUCGAGUAUGUACAAUCAACCUGGUUCAAUGGAUUCUGGUCACCAGAAGAAUGGUCUGUCUAUGGACAGUCCAUUCGCACCAACAAUGACUGCGAAGGAUGGCACCGCAGAUUGAACUACAUUACCAAUGGACCACCUCCCUUCUACAUCCUAGUUGAAAAACUACAUGAAGAGUCACAGCGCCUAAGUCUGCAGAUGAAGCUAGUGUCAGAAAGUAAGCUGAAAAAAGCUCAGAGGAAACAAGUGAGGUCUAUGCAGACAAGAUUUUUAAUAUGUGGGAGCAAUAUGAAUCAGACUCCUUGACAACAUCUAAACUCUUAAAGAAACUUUCACGUGUUUAUGCACCAGUGUUUGAAUAAUUCAGAUGAUUAGACAUUUCAUGGAUCAGUGUUUGAAUAGUUCAAAUUAUUAGACAUUUCAUGGAUCAGACUUAGAAAUAGUGCAUCUCUAAUAUUAUUUAUUUUGUAAAUAUGUAUAAAAUGUUUGAAUAGUGAAUAGUUUGAUAAGACAAUUAUGGAGCAACUAGUGUUUAGUUUCAGCGAUGAAAUAGUGCAACCAGUACCUGCAGCUCUAAUCAUGCUAAUAUUAUUUAUUUUGUAUUUUGUGUAUAUGUGUAUAAGUUAUUAAGAGUUUUUACAGAUAUAUAUAUAGGAUUCUGAUAAGAUAGCUGCAGAUGCAUAUAUAUAAAACAAAAUUAGGGUGAAAAAUAAAGUAUUUAAAACAGA